AAAUUGUCCUCCAAGAAUCGUCCUCCUGUCCUGUGUAUCUUUCACUAUAUAUACGCGCCAUUUCCUGACCUGUUUUCAUCCCACAAUUCAAACCUCAACAAAGAUCCUACACUGAUACACAACACACAUAUAGGAACAGAGUCCCCCCCCCUGUCUUCUGAAAGUCCUCUGCCUUCCUUCAUUUUCUUCUCACUAGCAAUGGCCAACAGCAACAACCAUAGCGAUGUCAGGCUCAUCGGCGCCUGGGCGAGUCCGUUCGUGAUGCGCCCCAGGAUCGCCCUCAACAUCAAAUCCGUCGAGUACGAGUUCAUCGAGGAGCAAUUCGGUUCCAAGAGCGAUCUCCUGCUCAAAUCCAACCCCGUCCACAAGAAAAUCCCCAUCCUUCUGCACAGCGACAAACCCAUCUGCGAAUCCAACAUCAUCGUCGAGUACAUUGACGAGGUCUGGUCCUCCGGACCUUCCAUCCUCCCCGCCGACGCCCACGACCGCGCCGUCGCGCGCUUCUGGGCUGCCUACAUCGACGAAAAGUGGUUUCCGAACUUGAAGGGGGUGAUAACUGCAGCAAACGAGGAGGAGAAGAACGCGGCUGUGGAUCAGCUGAGGGAAGUUGUACUACAGAUGGAAGGAGCAUAUGGAGAGGUGAGCAGAGGGGAGGAUUUCUUCGGCGGGGAGAAGAUUGGGUUUGUGGACAUUGCAUUUGGGAGCAUGUUGGGAUGGGCGAGAGCCAUUCAAGUGAUGGCUGGAGUGAAGCUUCUUGACGAGGAGAAGACGCCUGGUUUGGUGAAAUGGGCUGAGAAAUUCUCUGCCGAUCCGGCUGUUAAGGAUGUCCUUCCUGAAGCUGAGAAGCUCGUCGAGUUUUCCAAGCUCCUCAGUGCCAAAUUCAAAACUGCAGCAGCCUCCUCUUAGAACAUAGAGCGAUAUUUGGGCGAUUGUUGUAUUCUGGGUCUGGUUUUUUUUUUCAGCGUUAUGUUUGUAGUUUCAUGUGGAGUGAAUAGCUAUCUUUUUUUAUGUUUUACUCUGUUUUGGUCACUGAACAGAGUAAUUACAGCAUUUGUUUCUUUAACUGUCUAUGCACUUUGUGGUAUUGG
Linum tenue is the source of this 1088-nucleotide messenger RNA. The record is from the annotation of a GenBank genome assembly. Lineage: Eukaryota; Viridiplantae; Streptophyta; Magnoliopsida; Malpighiales; Linaceae.